AUGAAGCUCUCCAUCGCGGCCAUCUCCUCAAUCUUGCUAGCUGGCGGCGCCCUCGCAGCCCCCCUCACCGAAGCCCGCCGUCAAGCACGCGCCCUCCGCGGCCGCGGCCCCUCCAACCGCGCCUCACACCCUCCCUACAAAGUCGGCAGCACUGAGCUCCUCUCCCUCUCCAAUGAGACCCAGGUAGAGUACAGCUCCAACUGGGCCGGUGCCGUGCUCAUUGGCACAGGCUACACCUCCGUAACCGGCGAAUUUACCGUGCCCACUCCCUCCCUGCCAACGGGUGCAAGCCGCAACAAGCAGUACUGCGCCUCUGCCUGGGUUGGCAUUGAUGGCGAUACCUGCAGCACCGCGAUUCUGCAAACGGGCAUCGACUUCUGCAUUCAAGGCUCCUCGGUUAGUUUCGAUGCCUGGUAUGAGUGGUACCCGGACUACGCGUACGACUUCUCCGGCAUCACCAUUAGUGCCGGUGACAGCAUCCGCGUGACCGUCGACGCGACGACACUUACCGCUGGCACCGCGACAGUCGAAAACCUGACCACUGGCAAAACUGUCACGCACACCUUUACCGGUGGCGUGGAUGGAGAUCUCUGCGAGUAUAAUGCCGAGUGGAUCGUCGAGGACUUCGAAAGCAAUGGACAGCUGGUCCCCUUUGCGGAUUUUGGCACCGUGACAUUUACGAGUGCUGAGGUGACCAAUGAUGGGAAGACUGUUGGGCCGAGUGGCGCGACGAUCAUUGAUAUUAAGCAGGGGAAUAGUGUUCUUACAGAUGUUUCGGUGACCGACGACUCGGUUACUGUUAGCUACGUCUAG
This is a messenger RNA of Aspergillus nidulans FGSC A4, 813 nucleotides long. Its product is annotated as A4/G1 family peptidase. The coding region runs from base 1 to 813 and encodes 270 amino acids. Lineage: Eukaryota; Fungi; Ascomycota; Eurotiomycetes; Eurotiales; Aspergillaceae. The transcript has a single exon. Gene Ontology annotation, biological process: proteolysis. The record is from RefSeq and is a predicted model, not a curated record.